AUGCCUGCUUCUCCGCAUCCUGUUCUGCCCGACGAUGAGAGCGACGCUAGCUCAGGCCUGCCAGAGAUCUUCUCGAACAAUGCUUCCGACUCUGAUUCCUCCACCACGUCUAGCGACUUCGACGCUAGCAGCGAAUCCGAGUCCGAGUCCGACGAUGAGUCCGAAGACGAACUGGUACUUGAAGAUGAGGAGGAGCAACUUUCACCAGAAUACUACCUCCGGGAGGCCGAGUCUCUUGAUGUCUCGCAGCUCCGACAGAAACGCUACAGCCCGAAAACGCAAGAGAGGUUAGAUGAGGCGCAAGACUUCUGGGAUAGAUUCUGCAAAGGCGCCAAACGUGAUCCGAUGGAAUGUUUGUCCUGGAUCUCUGAUACCGAGGAGACGGUCCGCUUCCUCAAGGCUCUUUUUCCCUGGCGGUGUGAUCAGCGACGGGGAAAGGAUGGACGUCGCACCCCGGGGGUGAAGACCAAAAGCUCGCUCGACGCAUUCUGGAAGUGGUGGCAUCUGAUCUACAAAGCCGAGGUUGGACAUGGCCUCGGUAAAGGUAUCCAAGUUAAGAUCCGUGAUGUGCUCGCGAUAGUUGCGACAGAAAAGAAACUUUCCCUCAAAAAACGCCUGAAAGCGACCAUGUUUGUCGAGGAUGUGGCUGAGUUUGCCCGAGUGAUCCUAUCUACGACAGAGAUGACUUUUCCUUGUGGCUGGUACCGGAUACAACUCCUCCUUUUCUGCCAGCUGGCCGCUAUCACCGGUAGCCGUCCAGGGGCGCUACUGAAACUUCGCUUCCGGGAUCUCAAGUUGACAUUAAUUCGGGAUCCAAACGGAGGGCGUCCUAGACUUUUCAUCUACUUGAGACCGGAAUUCACAAAGUCAUUUCUUAGUGAAAAAGAGUCUCUGUUUUUUUGCCAAGCAUUGCGAGAGCCUAACGGGGUUCGAAUCGCACUAGAGAAGGGACUCACCAAGGGUUGGGUGAGUUACCGAAUGAAACGAGGCGGUGAGAUCACGGGCUUUGCAGAAGUCGCGAAGCCGUAUUGCCUCCGUUAUGGUGCAGCAAAGGCAUUCAACGAUAGUCCGGAUGUAUCGAAUGAAUUGCAGAACGUCAUGCUGCAGCAUGCAAGCAUUAAUACUUUUGUUCGGCACUACAGCGUGGGCAUUCAUGUGGACGCUCAGGCAAUUGUACGAGGCCUGCCUGCUCAGAAGCAGCUCAUGCGGUUUGCCUGCUCGAUGAGUCGGUCCAUUGACCCUCGCAGACCUUACCGGCUAGAGGAUACGAGCUGUAUCAAUGAUAUUCCCCGUGUGCGCGCUCUGGAAGAGAAGAAACAGGCGCGAAAGCGCACUCGAGAUGCGAAGAAGCGGACCUACGAAAAUGCGCAGGCUGCAUUUCAACAGUAUUUCGUGAAAGAUUUAAGAAAUGAGAAGAGACGGCAAAAGCACCGCUUAAUUUGUGAAAAUUUGGCGCGGUAUAAAAACGAGCAGCCAGUGAUUGACAGCGAACGGCAACUUGCCGGAAAAGUUGUUGACGAAGAAGUCAUAGGUGCGUUGCAGCGUACCGGCUAUAUGGCAACCCAGCAUAUGACGCUGAUCGACGCUGUCUUGACAAUGCCCGGCACAACGGUUGAGAAAGAAUAUAAGCGUCGAAUUGCUGCAAUAAAUGCCGUCGUUGCCGUCUGUUACGCAGAAGAGGGUGCACCCUCGCGGCCCCGUGUGACACCAAAGCGCUCCGCCGAUACUGUCGAUAUGCCGCCAGGUGCUCCCGUGCCCAAAAAGCAGAAGACAGUUGCUUCAGAUGCAGAAGAUGAUGCUUUUUCUCGCGCCAUCGCUUCAGUUUGCGUCAAAUCUCCGAAAGAGAGACCGACAAUUUGCUUUAUCUGCCUUGGAAAUCCAAUGUUGCCAGAAAGUGGACGACUGCGGAAGUUCAAGAACUCUGGCUCUCUCAGCCGACACUUUGUGAACAAACAUAUCAACCCACAUUCGAACGAUAUGCAAUCGUGCAUGGAACUGUUUCUUGCUUACCUCUACCAGUUCUUGAAACAAUUCCCCUUGGUAGAGCAGCUCUUCAAGGAAGUUGCUGCCGCUUGA
This is a messenger RNA of Penicillium riverlandense, 2076 nucleotides long. RefSeq lists its product as uncharacterized. The transcript is spliced from 8 exons. Gene Ontology annotation, biological process: DNA integration; DNA recombination. Bases 1 to 2076 code for a protein of 691 amino acids. Gene Ontology annotation, molecular function: DNA binding. NCBI's taxonomy places the organism in Eukaryota, Fungi, Ascomycota, Eurotiomycetes, Eurotiales, Aspergillaceae. The record is from RefSeq and is a predicted model, not a curated record.